AUGAGACCAACUCAUAACCAAAUCAAGUUUUUGGUUGAUCAGAUGGCCAACGAUCCGCAAUUGUGUUCGAGUAAAUUUACUAAAACAUUCACACAUAAAAUCGCCCAACAGAGAUGGGAAUAUAUUGCUGUUCAAUUAAACUCGUUACCAGGAGCAGAGCAAAAUUGUGCAAAAAUGGAAAAAACAUGGCAAGAUACUAGAAAUAUUACAAAAAUAAAAACUGCAGUUAUUAAACGACAUCUAGUGGGUACAGAUGGUGGACCAAGUUGUUCAGUUGAAUUAAAUGCAAUUCAAAUAGAAACGUUACAUUUAUUGAGCAAAUCAUCAAUUAGUGGUCACGGCAAUUCGGUUGAUAACUGGUAA
Messenger RNA from Rhopalosiphum maidis (corn leaf aphid), 363 nucleotides. RefSeq lists its product as uncharacterized. Bases 1 to 363 code for a protein of 120 amino acids. The record is from RefSeq and is a predicted model, not a curated record. NCBI's taxonomy places the organism in Eukaryota, Metazoa, Arthropoda, Insecta, Hemiptera, Aphididae. The transcript has 2 exons.